AUGGGCUGGAGGGGGACCGACCCAAGGGCUCGCAGCACUGACAGCCUGGAUGGCCCAGGGGAGGGCUCCGUGCAGCCCCUGCCCCCCGCUGGGGGACCCAGUGUGAAGGGGAAGCCUGGGAAGAGGCUCUCGGCUCCUCGAGGUCCCUUUCCCCGGCUGGCAGACUGUGCCCAUUUUCACUAUGAGAACGUUGACUUCGGCCACAUUCAGCUCCUGCUGUCUCCAGAGCGUGACAGUCCAAACGUCUCUGGAGAGAAUGAACUGGUGUUCGGGGUGCAGGUGACCUGUCAGGGCCGUUCCUGGCCAGUUCUCCGCAGUUAUGAUGACUUCCGUUCCUUGGAUGCCCACCUCCACCGAUGCAUAUUUGACCGGAGAUUUUCCUGCCUCCCAGAGCUUCCUCCACCCCCAGAGGGCGCCAGGGCUGCUCAGAUGCUGGUGCCGCUGCUGCUGCAGUACCUGGAAACCCUGUCAGGGCUGGUGGACAGUAACCUCAACUGUGGGCCGGUGCUUACCUGGAUGGAGCUGGACAACCACGGCCGGCGACUGCUCCUCAGUGAGGAGGCCUCACUCAAUAUCCCCGCAGUGGCCGCUGCCCAUGUGGUAAAGCGGUACACGGCCCAGGCACCUGACGAGCUGUCCUUCGAGGUGGGGGACAUUGUCUCCGUGAUCGACAUGCCGCCCACGGAGGAUCGGAGCUGGUGGCGGGGCAAGCGGGGCUUCCAGGUCGGUUUCUUCCCCAGUGAGUGUGUGGAACUAUUCACGGAGCGGCCAGGUCCAGGACUAAAGGGGGAUGCCGAUGGUUCCCCAUGUGGUGUCCUGGCUUCCCAGGGUGUUUCCUCUCUGACCUCAGCGGUGCCCCGGCCGCGGGGGAAGCUGGCUGGCCUCCUCCGCACCUUUAUGCGCUCCCGCCCUUCCCGGCAGCGUCUGCGGCAGCGGGGCAUUCUGCGGCAGAGGGUAUUUGGCUGUGACCUGGGAGAACACCUCAGCAACUCAGGCCAGGAUGUGCCCCAGGUGCUGCGCUGCUGUUCUGAGUUUAUUGAGGCCCAUGGGGUGGUGGAUGGAAUCUAUCGACUCUCAGGUGUGUCAUCCAACAUCCAGAGGCUACGGCAUGAGUUCGACAGUGAGAGGAUCCCUGAACUGUCUGGCCCCGCCUUCCUGCAGGACAUCCACAGCGUGUCCUCCCUCUGCAAGCUCUACUUCCGAGAGCUGCCCAACCCCUUACUCACCUACCAGCUCUACGGGAAGUUCAGUGAGGCCAUGUCGGUGCCAGGGGAGGAGGAGCGCCUGGUGAGGGUUCACGAUGUCAUCCAGCAGUUGCCCCCGCCGCACUACCGGACCCUGGAGUACCUGCUGAGGCACUUGGCCCGCAUGGCGAGACACAGUGCCAACACUAGCAUGCACGCCCGCAACCUGGCCAUCGUUUGGGCACCUAACCUGUUACGGUCCAUGGAGCUGGAGUCAGUGGGGCUAGGGGGGGCAGCAGCAUUCCGGGAGGUGCGGGUACAGUCGGUGGUGGUGGAAUUCCUGCUCACCCACGUGGACGUCCUGUUCAGCGACACCUUCACAUCUGCUGGCCUCGACCCUGCAGGCCGCUGCCUCCUCCCCAGGCCCAAGUCCCUUGCGGGCAGUGGCCCCUCCACUCGCCUGCUAACACUAGAGGAAGCCCAGGCUCGGACCCAGGGUCGGCUGGGGACACCCACCGAGCCCACAACUUCCAAGGCCCCAACUUCACCUGUGGAAAGCCUCCUAUGUCUUGACCCAAACUCCAGGAGGAAAGGGGAGAGAGGCGAGAAACAGCGGAAGCCUGGGGGUAGCAGCUGGAAGACCUUCUUUGCACUGGGCCGGGGCCCCAGCAUCCCCCGAAAGAAGCCUCUGCCCUGGCUAGGGGGCACCCGGGCCCGACCGCAGCCUUCAGGCUGCCGACCUGACACUGUCACACUGAGGUCUGCCAAGAGUGAGGAGUCUCUGUCAUCGCAGGCCAGUGGGGCUGGCCUCCAGCGGCUGCACAGGCUACGGCGACCCCACUCCAGCAGUGAUGCUUUUCCCGUGGGCCCCGCACCUGCUGGCUCCUGUGAGAGCCUGUCGUCAUCCGAGUCCACCGAGUCCUCCUCCGAGUCGUCUUCUUCCUCUUCCUCCGAGUCCUCCGCAGCUGGGCUGGGAGCACUCUCGGGCUCCCCUUCACACCGAACCUCGGCCUGGCUAGACGACGGUGACGAGCUGGACUUUAGCCCACCCCGCUGCCUGGAGGGGCUCCGGGGGCUUGACUUUGAUCCCCUUACCUUUCGCUGCAGCAGCCCCACCCCCGGGGACCCAGCACCUCCCGCCAGCCCGGCCCCCCCGGCCCCCGCCUCUGCCUUUCCACCCAGGGCGACCCCCCAGGCCCUCUCGCCCCGGGGCCCCACCAGCCCUGCCUCACCCACUGCCCUGGACAUCUCGGAGCCCCUGUCUGUGUCAGUGCCACCUGCUGUCCUGGAGCUGCUGGGGGCUGGAGGAACACCUGCCUCGGCCACGCCAACACCAGCCCUCAGCCCUAGCCCAGGCCGGCGCCCCCACCUCAUCCCCUUGCUGCUGCGUGGAGCUGAGGCCCAGCUGAGUGACACCUGCCAACAAGAGAUCUGCAGCAAGUUGGCAUUGCCUGGUCCCCGGGGAGCCCAAGGCCAGCAUGGUGCUGGUAUGGAUUCACCGCUGCUGCCCCCUCCCCUGUCCCUCCUGCGCCCGGGGGGGGCCCCACCCCCACCUCCCAAAAAUCCAGCACGCCUCAUGGCCCUGGCCCUGGCUGAGCGGGCUCAGCAGGUGGCCCAGAGACAGAGCCAGCAGGAGCAGGGGGGCACCCCAUCUGCUCCUCAGUCCCCUUUCCGCCGUUCACUGUCCCUGGAGGUGGGUGGUGAGCCCCCAGGGACCUCAGGGAGUGGGCCACCCCCCCACCCCCUAGUCCACCCAGGUGGCUGGGCUCCGGGACCCCCACCUUCCUUACCAAGGCAACAAAGUGAUGGGAGCCUGGUGAGGAGCCAGCGGCCCACAGGGACCUCGAGGAGGACACCCCGAGGCCCUACCCAGGUUAGUGCCCAGCUCAGGAGGGGUGGGGGGUGCGGGGCUGCGCCAGAGACGGCAGCCCAGUCCCUGUGUUCUGUCCCCCAGCAGGUUCCCACCCCUGGCUUCUUCUCAGCCCCCCGGGAGUGCCUGCCACCCUUCCUCGGGGUCCCCAAACCAGGCUUGUACCCCCUCGGCUCCCCAUCCUUCCAGCCCAGCUCUCCAGCCCCAGUCUGGAGGAGCCCCCUGGUUCCCCCUACACCACUGGACAGAGGAGAGAACCUGUACUAUGAGAUCGAGGCGGGUGAGGGGUCCCCCUACUCUGGCCCCACUCGGUCCUGGAGUCCCUUGCGCCCCAUGCCCCCAGACAGGCUCAGUGCCUCGUACGGCAUGCUUGGCCAAUCCCCACCACUCCAUAGGUCCCCUGACUUCCCGCUCAGUUACCCACCACCCUCCUGUUUUCCCCACGACCACCUUGGCUACUCAGCCCCCCAGCACUCGGCCCGGCGCCCCACCCGACCUGAACCCCUCUAUGUCAACCUAGCCCUGGGGCCCAGGGGCCCCUCACCCGCUUCUUCCAGCUCCUCCUCCCCUCCUGCCCACCCUCGCAGUCGCUCUGAUCCUGGCCCCCCAGCCCCCCGCCUCCCCCAAAAGCAGCGGGCGCCCUGGGGCCACCACACCCCUCACAGGGUACCUGGGCCCUGGGGCCCUCCAGACCCUCUCCCCUACAGGGCAGCCCCACCAGCCUAUAGGAGGGGGGGCGAGCACCACCGAGGGUCCCUGUACAGGAAUGGGGGGCAAGGGAGGGAGGGGGCUGGUCCCCCACCCCCCUACCCUACUCCCAGCUGGUCCUUCCACCCUGAGAGCCAGACCCAAAGCUACUGCUGAGCCAGAGCUGGGAGAGACCUUCCUUCUUUCUCUUCUCCUUUCACUGAUCUUGGUCCAACCUGCUCCCUUGUUUUGUAUUUUCCUGAGCUUCUGACC
Molecule: messenger RNA, 4014 nt
Organism: Budorcas taxicolor (takin)
Lineage: Eukaryota; Metazoa; Chordata; Mammalia; Artiodactyla; Bovidae
Gene: ARHGAP33
Product: Rho GTPase activating protein 33
Exons: 21
Coding region: 1-3918 (1305 amino acids)
Biological process (GO): small GTPase-mediated signal transduction
Cellular component (GO): cell cortex; fibrillar center; Golgi apparatus
Molecular function (GO): GTPase activator activity; phosphatidylinositol binding; protein binding
Source: RefSeq, a predicted model, not a curated record